AUGUCGAGCACCGCGAACCAUACCCACCCCGAGUCAGCCUACACGAAUGGACACCAUCAUCAUCACCACGACACGAGUGCGAUGUCGAGUGCGGGGAAGAAGGUGCCUGGGAAGAAGAAGCCGGAUCCCAACGAGGCCUCGAAUUUGAUCGCCGCGAAGAUUUCGCAACUAGAGUCGGACGCGGCAGGAGACAAAGAGCAGGAGGCAGAAAUCGAGCGCGAAUUAAAAAAAUACAAUCGAGAACUCAACAACUUAACUUCGAAGACUGAUGAUUUGGCAAAGAUUGAUGUGCUUCAUCGACGGGUCAGCGAGCUUUUCACGUCUAUGAAGCGACUGGACCGAGACAACCAGAAGAACAAGAAGCGGGGCGAUCAAUUGCAGAAAGAAAGGGAUCAUGCGCGGGCGGACUUGAGCAAAACUACUACCUUGAAGGAGAAAUUAGAGAAAUUAUGUCGGGAACUUCAACGGGAAAAUAAUCGCCUUAAGGCCGAGAACAAGACUAUGCAAGAUGCAGAAAAGGAUAAUCAUGCGGCUUGGGACGACAAGUUUAAGCAGGUUCUAUGGCAACUUUCAGAAUACCAGGAAGCAAAGGAUUAUCCGCAAGCCCAAGUUGUCAAUAUCGAAGUCGAAGAUUUAUUCAAGCAACGGUUCAAGUCCUUGAUUGACCAAUACGAGCUCCGCGAACUGCACUUUCACUCCCUCUUGCGAUCAAAAGAACUAGAGGUUCAGUAUAACAUGGCAAGAUUUGACCGCGAGAGAAAGCUAGCCGAAGCCGAAGUCUCCAGAUCACGCACCCUCAACUCACAAGUUCUGACGUUUUCAAAGACGGAGACUGAGCUGCGCAAUCAACUCAACAUCUACGUUGAGAAGUUCAAGCAAGUGGAGGACACGCUCAAUAACAGCAAUGAUUUAUUCCUGACAUUCCGCAAAGAAAUGGAGGAGAUGUCCAAAAAGACGAAGCGUCUUGAAAAAGAUAAUAUGACCCUGACGCGGAAGCAUGAUCUUACGAACCAGAACAUCCUCAAGAUGGCGGAAGAGCGUACCAAGACGAACCUAGAAAUGGACUCGCUACGCAAGAAGAACGACAAGCUGACCAGUAUCAUCAACCAGAUGCAGAAGCAAGGACGCGGUAUGGCAGGCGGUAUGGCGGCCAUGACAGAAAGCAACAUGGAGGGCGAGUACGCGGAAGGCGAUCUGGAGAAUACGGAGAGCGAGUACGACUACGACGACGAGGACGGUGAGGAUGGAGAAGACGGCGAAGAGGAUGAGGGUGACGAGGGGAGUGAGGGGGAGUACAACGAAGACACCGAGGAGGAGAUUGUUCAUCUUGUCGCACCAAAGACUUUCGGGCCGCUUCCCCCGCCAAGCCUCACUGCUGCUGCUACCAAUGGUGUCGCCACACCUACCCACAAUGGCAUCAAGCACUGA
Molecule: messenger RNA, 1428 nt
Organism: Drepanopeziza brunnea f. sp. 'multigermtubi' MB_m1
Lineage: Eukaryota; Fungi; Ascomycota; Leotiomycetes; Helotiales; Drepanopezizaceae
Molecular function (GO): syntaxin binding
Source: RefSeq, a predicted model, not a curated record